AUGAUGUUCAUAACCGGCACUCCCGAGAACAAGGGCCGAGUUUCGUCACACCCCAAGAAGGGGAGCGGCUCGUCACCGGCCUCAUCAUCAACGUCAAAGAGACGUUCCAAGUCUCGCACGCCGAUAGGCAAGGAGAGCAGCAGGAGGAGCUCCAGUGCGUCGUUUGUCCCGACCUAUCCGUUGACUUCGGCCUGGGACGACUUCAUCGGGCUGUCCAGCAACGGCGCCGAGUCGCAGGUGCUCUUCACCGCGUUGCAGACUCCUCUCAAGAGUGUCAUCCGAGAAGAGGACGACUCUGGGGAUGAUGCCAGGUUCAAGGUGUCCUUUGUUCCAACUACCCCUCCUGAACUCCCGUCACUUCCGGGAUGUGACGAUUUCAGCGUCCAGGCUCACUGCCUCGUAAGUACACACUUUCCUGGAGAGGAAGCCAACGGGGGGGAUUUCUGCGCCUUCUUGUUCGAGAAGCAUACCUUCCAAACUCAAGGGUUUCCGACAUUCAACAACACGAAUCCGGAUCCCGUGCAAAGCGCAGGGCCGGAGAACUUCAAGGCCUUCCCUAACCACCAUUAUUUUGUGAGGGUCUAUCGGCCACUAGUUCUGAGCUCUGCCUUAUUAAGAAGGCAGCCAACUUUCCUAUCCGAGCCCCUAUGGCAGACAGUUCCGUGGGAACUCUACCCGAAGCCGCUUUUCGAUCAGCUUCUCGAUCUCAUUGCGCUCCUGUCCGGGACGCUUCAUCACACUGACCAGAUCAUGACGAUGCAGCCGACGUUACCGAGACGCCACCAAGCACAAGAUCUCCUGCACACCUGCCUCCUCCUCGAGGCACGAUUCGACGAGUGGCUCGGCCUAGCCCACAGCCAGACCGGGGAGCAGCCCGUGAGCUACUGGGCCGGCGAGCUAGUGACCUCCAACGGCGAGGUGGCCUUCUCCCACUCCUACUCGUUCAAGGACAGCCUGACAGGGCUCAUGUUCCUGUACUACUGGAUGUCCCAGAUCCGGUUCCGGAGGUGCGUCGACUGCCUCCACCGGGUCAUAUACGAGCCCGUGGUUGACUCCUACGCGGACAUCUGGCCCGACCUGCCGCCCAGCCUGCAGAUCGACCUGACGCGGUACCAGCAGACGCGGGACCUGGCGGCCAGCAUCUGCCGGGGCCUCGAGUCGACGCUGGGGAGCACGGUGCAGCCGAACCUGCUCCUCGCCCCCAUGACGAUCGCGCUGGAGCUGUACCGGGACAUCAACCUCGCGACACAGGACUGCCUGCCUGAGAUACUGUGGCUCGAGGCUUUCGAGUCCCGGCUGGUUGACAAGGUCGAGAAUGUGGCGGCCGUGCUGCAGCAGAACCGUUGGGUGGAAGUCACCCGGUUUUAG
Messenger RNA from Clonostachys byssicola, 1368 nucleotides. Lineage: Eukaryota; Fungi; Ascomycota; Sordariomycetes; Hypocreales; Bionectriaceae. The record is from the annotation of a GenBank genome assembly.